Molecule: messenger RNA, 1098 nt
Organism: Plasmopara halstedii
Lineage: Eukaryota; Oomycota; Peronosporomycetes; Peronosporales; Peronosporaceae
Exons: 2
Coding region: 1-1098 (365 amino acids)
Source: RefSeq, a predicted model, not a curated record
AUGGGAACAUUUAAGCUCACAACAGCUGCUCUCGCUUUCGCUGCGUCAGACAAUAGGUCGACUUAUAAUCCCUAUACUAAUGGGGAGACCGUUUCUAUUGAUGCGAGCUCUUCAAGAUUUCAGCUCGCUAACCACGACUGUCGAACUCACGCUUAUGUUCAUACCCGUCCGAUUGAAAACGGUCGCCCUGAGGCAACACCGCAGAAAUUUCAAAAAGUUACAUCGCUGCAAGCUCGUGUCCAGGGCGAUAUGCCCCAAUGGAAUGCUGAAAAGCAGCGCUUUGUAUCAGAUUAUCACACGACAUUCGACGACAAGUACCGUGCGAUGCUUGAUACUGUCAAUAUGGCAGCCGUCGAAGGAGCUCUUAAAUAUGUUCAGGCCGAGUGUAUCAACUCAUCAGUUGUGAUAAAUUGCAAACGAAAAAAUGACAUCAAGUACGUGGUUUUCUACCAGACAACAAUAGUGCAACCCAAAGCUGCAAUAGACUUCUAUGCCAACAUGACAGAUGAACACGAUUUUACAAUUGAGCAUUGCCCAUUUUUACCAAUGGACGAUGGUCAAUGUCAUCCCAAUGUCGAUGGAACUUUCCCGGACGCUUGUGACCAAUUCAUUGGAGUUAAUGGUCAGCCCGAGUUAGGGUUUUGCAUUGGUGGAUCACUGCAAGAUAACGAAGUUAUUGCACCGUACCCGCACAAUUAUUGGUUUUCGUUCCCCAAUAGCUGCCCACAAAAUCGGUGGGAUAAUAAGACUGAUGCCUGUCGUGCCGAGUAUGCCGGUGGGUUGUGUACGCUUGGAGUGGAACCUGAUGGCGAGACUUGUACAUUUUCUUACGAGGUGCUAGGCUACAUUCUUUUGGACGACGUUGUAGGCAUCACGUCUCUUCAAAAUCCGCUAACAAAUAGUACUUUUACCAAUUACACUGAAUUCUGUGAGGCUGGAGGCGUGGAAUUUCGCGUCACAGUUUCAGGUGAAGAGGUCACGUGGCUGGCUGGUCUUGAUUUUUGGGUCAAUCCAGGUGACGCUAAUGCUAAUGCUGAGCGCGCUGAAAGACUCAUAACUGCUUACAGUGAACUUGUUGCUUUGGAGAAAAAAAAGUGA